Durusdinium trenchii is the source of this 336-nucleotide messenger RNA. The record is from the annotation of a GenBank genome assembly. NCBI's taxonomy places the organism in Eukaryota, Dinophyceae, Suessiales, Symbiodiniaceae.
AUGAUGGUCGAACAGAUGGCCAUAGACCAAGGCAGAUGUCAGGCAGCUUGGCUAUUAACCGCCAUGCCAGAUCCAAAUCUGCAAGCCAUUUCCCUGAACAAGAAGCGAGUUGGACUCACUCCUUAUGCCAAACUGGCGGCCGCUCCUUGGAUCGCUGGCAACAUAUCAUAUUUGAAGGAUUUGGAUUACCUUGAGAGUCGGCUGAAGAACCCAAAGGUCGAGAAGCCGGACCGAGACGGUUCCACUUCCGAGACUCCUCCACCUCGCAAACCUUGGAAGGGGAAGAAGGGCAAAGGCAAAAGCAAGGAGGAUGGAGCCCGAUCCUCAGCUCCAUGA